GCGACGACCGGACAGCGGAACACGACCUGCUCUGCGCUGCGCUGGAGCUGCGCCUGCAGCAUCUCACAACACUGGACGUGGCGGAGCUGGCGAUGAACCCGAAGCAAGCGUCUCGAUUCACACAAGCACUGACGACGAACAACAGCGUUGUGGAUCUCGCCGUCAGCGAUUUCAUAUUUUCUUUAGGUGAAAGCGACUCUGGUACGCUAUUCGCCGCCUACCUGACCAACGAGAACUGCUCGCUGAAGAGGCUCAAGCUUAAGUCGCUCAGCCAUAGAAGUGCUGAGGCCCUUCUACCCAUUCUCGUCGAGGCCGUGUGCAAGAUGAAAAAGCUAGAAGACUUGAAUGUGGACAUAGUUACCUGGGACACACUCUUCACGCGUACAACCAGCCUCUUCGCCGACGUGGUUGCCCGGAGUUCCACACUGCGACGGCUGCAGUUGCAUUCGGGGACUGGCUUCAGCUGCUGGACAGAAUCUUAUGGAACUCCUGACCUUCCGGUACGCAACGCAGCCCAAUUCAUGGAACCCUGGCUGAAAGCCCUACGGUCGCCGAACUCCGAGCUCAACGAGCUUCGCAUAAACUUGGAGGGCUUCGGCCCGGAGGAAUGCCAUGCCUUCUUUGAAGCAGUGGCAGAAAAUGAAACCCUGAAGUCGGUCAGCCUACAAACCGUGCCCGCCAUGGUCGGCGUUGAGAAGUUGUGCGCAACGAUACGCGAGUUCGGGCUGACUGAUCGCGUGGUCAUCCUGGACCACGAAGUCGACGAAGAGUCGGUAAAGGUGCUGCCCCUAUGCCCGGAAAUCAGCUGCGUCACGGUCAGACAGAAGAAUCUUCCGUUGGGCGGCGCAGAAAACGGCGAGCCAAUCAGCUCGCCGUACGAUGUCCUGAGUCGCUGCGCUCACGUGACGUCCAUUCGAGCGCACAGCCAGGACACAUGCGACGGCGCUUUACUCUCUUCUUUGACGGCGUACGUGCGUGGUGCGUGCUCACUCACGGACGUCGAAGUCGACCUGAGGGAUUUUGGUGUCCAUCUGCGGGACAAAGAGCGUAAGAACUUGGAGACCGAACUGAUGUCUGCCCUGGCCUCCAACAACCGUCUUGUCAGUAUCGACGUCAGGUGCGCGAUCCUGAGCAAGAACGACAUGAAAAUUCUGGUGGACGGUGCUCGCAGCAGUCGGAAUCUUACUAGGUUCAGUGCGACUGUAGACGAGCACUGGAACUGGCGUACACGCGAUCGGCGGACGGAACUGAACCACGCCAGAAAAGCAGCUUUUGCUGAAAUACAGGAAUGCGUCGCAAGGAACACAUCCCUGGUGCGGGCUGCAGUGGAGUUCGUACUCGGCGACCGAGAUGCUGUCAUGGGAGUGCGAGCCUUCGAACUGAUGCACGGCCAUCCGGAUGUCCUUCGAAUGGUCCGGGAACGCGCUGGUGUAACGAGGGGCCAAGCACGAAAUAUGGUCGCCAACGCCUUCUCGUGCGUCAGCCUUUGCAGUCUGGACGACUUCAUGAGGAUGGCCGGCGUCGUGCGGGAAAAGGUCGAGUGCUCGGAUGAUCAACCUGGUGCCGGACUAAGACUGACUGACAUCAACGCAUAUUGUUGGCUGCACAUACGCAGCUUCCUAAAGAUAGGCGACGUUGUGGGAGUGUGAGGACUUCUGAGUGAG
Molecule: messenger RNA, 1664 nt
Organism: Rhipicephalus sanguineus (brown dog tick)
Lineage: Eukaryota; Metazoa; Arthropoda; Arachnida; Ixodida; Ixodidae
Exons: 3
Coding region: 93-1649 (518 amino acids)
Source: RefSeq, a predicted model, not a curated record